CGAAGGAAUUCUUAUACGGCGAAGGUUUACAACAUUAACAUGGCCCAAUAUCUUGCAUUGCGGCGCAGACUAGAAUGGCGAAUAGUUACUUUGGAGUUCGAAUUUCUAUUUAAUCAUCACUAUCAACACUGAGUAUUGCAGUGUUUCAGCUUAAUAUUAACUUGAUAUACUAUGAAGCAUCUGGUGUAUCAAGCAUUGCUGUUAUGUACCAUCUUUGACAAGUUCUCUACACAGAAGAAACCGAAACUUGGGUUUUCUGCAAAAUUGAAUCAAAAUAAGUUUGUUCCUCGUCAUCUUCUGGAAACAGAAAGAGAACCAUGUACAUUGACGUGUUUUCGGGGCCGUCUGCACGAGGCAUCCUGCGAAUGCCUUUGUAAACGAAACUGGAGAGGGCCAUCUUGCGACGAAAGGAUUUGUAAACCUUGGCAGGGGAGUUGCUCAACAAAAACACAAUGUGUCAACAAGUUGAAGUUUUGCGACGGAGUGCCAAAUUGCUCAGAUGGUUCGGAUGAAAACACAUGCACCUGUGUCAACAAAGUCUGCCAUAAUGGUGGUCGGUUGGAUAAAGUGACGUGCGCUUGCAUAUGUACAUCCGAUUGGACAGGGGAGCGUUGUAAAACCCCAAGCCCUGCCAAUUGUGGCUUACGGCUGGUGGACAAGAGUCGCAUCAUCGGGGGACAGAGUGCCGAUAUUGAACACUAUCCCUGGCAGGUCCAGCUGAGGUACCGAUCUACGAGGACUAGCUGGUACUUUGUCUGUGGUGGGACGCUUAUAUCUCCUCAGCAUGUUGUCACGGCUGCUCACUGUGUUGUGGAUAGAAUAACCAAUCGAUGGCGAGUGUAUUUAGGCCGCAGAUGGCGUCAGAGCGGAGGGGAGAAGGUCCGGGAUGUCGGGAAGGUCUUCGUCCACCAGCAGUACGAUUCGAUUAAGGACUCCAAUGACAUAGCGUUGAUGGAAUUGAUUUUUCCUGUGAGCUUCAGUCGUCGGAUUCAGCCGGCUUGUUUGCCCUUGCCGGACAGGCAGCGAUUCAACAGCGACUCGGCUUGCUUCGUCAGUGGCUGGGGAGUAACUGAGCAGGGAGGCAUUCUGCCAUACAGUCUUCAAGCAGCUCAAGUUGUACUUGUUCCCAAUAAGCAGUGUGCUGACGUAUUCCUGGAUCUGACAGACUCGAUGAUCUGUGCAGCUGAAUCACUGCUAAUCCUGGGAAAGGUUGAUACCUGUCAGGGCGAUUCAGGUGGUCCACUGAGCUGUGCAGCCAUCAACUCCCACGGCUUCCUGCGAUGGCACUUGGUGGGAAUUACAAGCUACGGCUUCGGGUGCGGCAAACGUGGACUGCCUGGGGUGUACACCAAAGUGUCUAAGUUUGUUGACUGGCUGGACGAGAGGAUGAACUCCAAUUAACAUCUGGCUGGUCAUGCCACUACAUUUUUUUUAAACCAACACCAUCAACAGAGAUGCCAACCGUUACUCUUUUGGAGUAAUUAUUAGGAUUUUGAGGCAUGUUAUUACUCUUGAAAAUCCCAGCUGUCCUAUACGCCAACAUUGUGGUUACUCUGAAAAGUACUGUGGUUACUCUUAAACUUGACUGUUGUCCUAUGUAUUUACAUUAAUGCAGGAAGAAUCAUUACUAUUUUGUAGUCGUAAAGUAAAGUAAAGUCGUAAAGUAAAGUAAAGUUGGCAUCUCUACAUCAAAAUCAAUUUUGCUAUAAUUUGAAAUCCUGAAUAGCUAGGACUCGAAAUAUAAAAAAAUACACAGACCUAAAAAAAAAAAAUUAUGCAACAACACACUUUUAUUUCACAAUUAUUUUUUUUCAACAGACCCGAGACCUAAUGACCUAAUGGCUUUGUUUACAUAUGCGCUUUCCUAUGGGAGUGAAGUCGGGACACCGGACGAAGUAGGGACUGUCUACCACAUAGGAAGGGCACAUGUAAACACAGUGUGACGUCAUUAUAGGUCUCAGGCCUAUUGUAACUUUUUUUCAGGCUGAGGUUCCCCCCAAUUUUCACACUUUUAAGAGUAUACUUACAGUACAUUUCAGAAAAGGCAUAUAAAAUGUAAAUCGUCUUUUUCAAUUAUAGAAAUGAAGACAAUUGCAAAAGACAUUGUUUUGUUUUUUCUAUCACAAAAAAUUUGAAUGGACUAUCAUUUUCCCAUGAAUAAAUAGCAGUUAACCGUAAGAGGAAAUCUUUCUCCCACAGAUCCUGCGAUAUUUACUUCCUUGUUUUAAAUAACUACACACGCUUUCUCAUUUUCAUACACAGAUAUGUCCAUCUUUUUGGUGUCUAAUCCAAGGCUUCUAAAAAUGUUUAAGGUCCUUGAUAAUUGUCUUUUUGCAAUUACUUACCUGGCAUACUACUGAGAAAGAAAUGUAAUUUGUAUAAAGAUGCGAGUGGUUCACAAAACACAGUUUGGAUGCAUCCAAAUCAACAUGCUUAUUUAAAAUUGCAGGUAAUUUGCAUGUAUUUUCUUGAGGCCAAACUUUGACUAUAGCCAAGGAUUCUGCACCAUAUUCAGUAGUGCGGGACACCAUACAGUACUGCAACUGAUUUGAAUUUUGUGCAUUAUCAGUCACUAAUGAUACUGAAGCCUACCCUAAAUUAAUGGCCACAGCUGGUAGUUACACAUGGGUCUAUGGAAAGCGGCUUCAGCUGUUGGCAAAUAAUUUUAAGGUAUAAUGGACCAUUUGUCAUUUGAGAAUAUUUUUUUGUUUGAAGCAAUUAACAACCUGAUGAAGUUUCAGCUCUGUUAAUGCUGUAAAUUCCCGAGAAAUUAAAACAAUAUUCUAGGAUCUGGAUUUCAAUUCAAAAGUUGCCCAGUCAUAAUUUGAAAUGUAGACAGGUUGCGUCCAAAAUCAGCAUCUGGACAUGUUCUCAUUCAGCUGAUUGCAGCUAUGUGAUGUCACGCACUGAACCGACGAAUAAUAGUGAAGCGCGUGUGUGAUGCUCAUGCCAACAUUUGCGAGCACCAAUUUAUGGACACACCUUUGGAACUGACCUUCUUUUAUUGUUUUCUUCAAAAUGACAGCAUACCAGAAGAAACAAUUUCUCAUAGAGUGUAGUGCCAUUGCUAUCUUUAAACCAAGUAAGCUUUUCAACAAUAAUUUAGUCGGUUACUUUUUGGAUAGCUGCAAAUGGUCCACUCUUCCAUUAAACAGUUUGAAUGCAGCUUGAAAUGCCAAAGUUACCAGGGACUUUUUAAAGCUAUUGAUGCACCACAGAAUAUAUGCAGAAGUCAUACAGAUGACUAACAACAAACUGUACAUCACAUGAAAAUAUGUACACUUCAUAUAUAAACUGUCCUUUUUUUGUCUAGGCAAGGCACUCUGCACUUUAUUUACAUGGCUCAAAAUCGUGACAUACAUGUAUUUACAUCUUUGGAAAGAGGUUCGUAAUUUGAUCAGAGAAGUUUUCCUUUUAAAA
Patiria miniata (bat star) is the source of this 3420-nucleotide messenger RNA. Its product is annotated as chymotrypsin-like elastase family member 2A. NCBI's taxonomy places the organism in Eukaryota, Metazoa, Echinodermata, Asteroidea, Valvatida, Asterinidae. The transcript is spliced from 9 exons. The coding region runs from base 172 to 1401 and encodes 409 amino acids. The record is from RefSeq and is a predicted model, not a curated record. Gene Ontology annotation, biological process: proteolysis. Gene Ontology annotation, molecular function: serine-type endopeptidase activity; protein binding.